AUGAAAGUAAUAUUAUUUGUUUUUUCAUUGAUUUCAAUUGUAUCACCAUCACUUUUUGAUGAUAUUUUCAAUGUUCCUGAUAGUGUAUUAGCUAAAAUUCCACUAGUUGCUCCAUUUGAUACUAAAUGUGAUGAUGUUAAAAUGAAUUAUUGUCAAGCAACAUUUAAUAGUGCUCUUAAUAUUGAUCCAACAUUAACUUGGAGAAAUGGAACACAACUUUUAACAGCUGUAAAAAGAGCAAUUGCUUCAAAUGGUACUGAUAUUGGUUUAAUUGGAGCAUGCCAGGCAAGAAAAAAUUUUUAUAAUUGUUUUGGUGAUACAUACUCAGCAUGUCUUAAUAAUUAUUAUCUUAUUUCAAAGAUGUCACCUACUGAUAAAAUUAGUAGUGCAUAUAAAUAUACAGCAUUAUUUAAAGAACUUGAUUUUGUAUGUAAUGGAGGUUUUGAAAUUGCUAUAGCUGAAUAUUCAACAAUUAUUUUAGUUGAUACCAGUGUAACUGCCAUUCAAUGUAUGCAAAAUUUUGAUUCAUCUAUUACUAAUGAAUCAAGUCAAAUUUGUAAAGCAGCUGGAUCAUAUUGUACAUGCCUUCAAACAUAUUUUAAUCAACAAAUAGGUUUAGCUGAAGGAUGGUGGGUAUGUGAAAGAGUACGUUCAGCUUUUGCUGAUCAAUGUUCUUCAAUAAAAUGCCAAGUUACAUCAUCACCAUCAAAUUAG
Messenger RNA from Strongyloides ratti, 714 nucleotides. RefSeq lists its product as hypothetical. NCBI's taxonomy places the organism in Eukaryota, Metazoa, Nematoda, Chromadorea, Rhabditida, Strongyloididae. Bases 1 to 714 code for a protein of 237 amino acids. The transcript is spliced from 2 exons. The record is from RefSeq and is a predicted model, not a curated record.